Messenger RNA from Nematolebias whitei (Rio pearlfish), 1700 nucleotides. It is a transcript of the gene chrne, whose product is annotated as cholinergic receptor, nicotinic, epsilon. The coding region runs from base 70 to 1629 and encodes 519 amino acids. NCBI's taxonomy places the organism in Eukaryota, Metazoa, Chordata, Actinopteri, Cyprinodontiformes, Rivulidae. Gene Ontology annotation, cellular component: neuron projection; postsynaptic membrane; synapse. The record is from RefSeq and is a predicted model, not a curated record. The transcript has 12 exons. Gene Ontology annotation, molecular function: transmembrane signaling receptor activity; acetylcholine-gated monoatomic cation-selective channel activity. Gene Ontology annotation, biological process: chemical synaptic transmission; signal transduction; regulation of membrane potential.
UUUCUCAGCCUCACACUUUAUAUUUAAACACAGAGCACUGACAUGGAUUAGAGCCGUCUCGGAACAACGAUGGCCGUGCGUGGUUUUGGGAUAUUUUUUGGCCUUGUAGUUUUUUGGGGGACUUUUGAAGGCCUGGUGGAAUGUAACGAGGAAUCGAUUCUGAUCAGAGACUUGUUCAAAGGCUACAACAAGAACAUUCGUCCAACGGUGAAUCCUGAAAACAAAGUGGAGGUUCAGAUCAAGUUGACGCUCACGAACCUCAUCUCCCUGAAUGAAAAGGAGGAGACUCUUACAACCAACGUAUGGAUCGAGAUUCAAUGGUUGGAUUAUCGCCUUGUCUGGAACCCAGCUGAGUAUUACGGCAUUGAAGUCCUCCGUGUCCCAUACAAUACAGUCUGGCUUCCUGACAUAGUCCUGGAGAAUAAUAUUGAUGGAAAGUUCGAUGUCGCUUACUAUGCUAAUGUGUUGAUCAGCAACACUGGUUCGAUGUACUGGCUGCCUCCUGCCAUCUACCGUAGCACCUGUGCCAUUGAGAUCACCUAUUUCCCCUUUGAUUAUCAAAAUUGCACACUGGUAUUCAGAUCCCAGACAUACAGUGCCAAUGAGUUGGACCUGAUAUUGCCGAUGGAAAAAAGCCAAACUUUUGAGUGGGUGCAUAUUGACCCCGCAGCUUUCACAGAGAAUGGUGAGUGGACCAUUGUCCAUAGACCGGCCAGGAAGAUGAUCAACAAGCAGUAUACUCCAGACGACCUGGAGUAUCAGGAAAUCACGUUCAAUCUGAUCAUCCAAAGGAAGCCCCUUUUUUACAUCAUCAACAUCAUCUUGCCAUGCUCCCUCAUCUCGUCACUGGUUGUACUGGCCUACUUCCUACCUGCACAAGCUGGAGGACAAAAGUUGACUGUGGCCAUCUCUGUCUUGCUGGCUCAGACUGUCUUCCUCUUCCUUAUUGCUCAGAAGGUGCCUGAGACUUCCCUUUCUGUCCCUCUGAUCGGCAAGUAUCUGAUCUUUGUCAUGUGUGUCACCACUCUCAUUGCUACCAAUCAAAUCGUGGUGCUGAACUUCUCGCUGCGCAGCCCGAACACUCACAUCAUGUCCCACAGCGUUAAGCAUCUCUUUUUGGAAAUGGUGCCUCGCUUCCUGGGCAUGUCCCCACUGGUGGAUGACAGUGAUGUGACGGCUGAGGUGAACGGUGUGAGGGAGCGGCGGCGCAGCUCAUUCGGCCUCAUGCAGAGAGCAGAGGAAUACGUGCUGAAACAGCCGCGCAGCGAAAUGCUGUUUGACAAGCAGAGAGAGAGACAUGGACUCAAUCAAUCGAUUGUAAAUAAUAUAGACGUCAGCAGCACAGCCAACCUGUAUAAAAGUUUGGCCCAGGCUGCACCUGAGAUCAAGCAAUGUGUGGAUGCCUGCAACUUUAUCGCCGAGAGCAAAAGGCAACAAAAUGACUUUGGAUCUGAAAUUGAAAGCUGGGUUCUGAUUGGAAAGAUGAUUGAUAAAGUGUGUUUCUGGGCUGCGAUCCUCCUCUUCAUCAUCGGCACGGUGGGAGUCUUCCUAACGGGACACUUCAACCGAGCACCAGAAUUUCCAUUUCAAGGAGACAGCAAAAAAUAUGUCCCGAUUAAUGUGGAUUAAAAAUAAAUUAUAAAAUAAAUGUUCUUGGGAGGAUUUCAAACUCAAUGGUUUGUUUAAUUAAUACAUUUUAA